AUGGCCGGCUACUCUCGCGCACCAGUCUUGGCACGAGAAUUAAAUCAUUCUUCGACCAACCUUCUACCCCGCUGGUUGUCUCUUUUCUUCCGGCCUGGAGACCCACAAACUGGUGACCCGAACGGAGUGAGUUUUGCGGCCAUGUCGCAGCCCCCAGCAACCGCGGCGACCGGUAUCUCCACCCCUCAGGUUGUCCAACCUAGCAUCUCCCACGUAGCAGUCAAGAUCCCGCCAUUUUGGAGUUCAAAUCCGGCGGUUUGGUUUUCCCAGGUGGAAUGCCAGUUCCACCUCGCAGGUAUUACCAGCCAAUCCACCAAGUACUUUCACGUCGCCGCAGCACUACCUCCCGAAGUGGCCAACGAAGUCUCUGACAUUCUCUGUGCCCCGUUGUCCACUGACCCUUACGACACUCUGAGGAAGGCGCUUAUCGAGAGAACAACCGCUUCGGAACGUAAACGUCUGCAGCAACUGCUGUCCGCUGAAGACCUUGGCGACAGGAGACCAUCCCAACUCCUUCGACACAUGCAGAAUCUCCUUGGAACCAGGGCUUCAACCAUUGACGAACCCCUCCUCAAAGAAAUGUUCCUGCAGCGACUCCCGCCCACCGUGCAGAUGCUGCUUGCAACUGCUACAAACCUGCCAAUAGUCGACUUGGCGGCGCACGCCGAUAAGAUCAUGGAAGUGGCUGUCCCCACCAUCGCCUCUGUUAAGGCCUUCGACGCCACUUCGCCCAACGCCAUGCCACCGAUACCAUGUACUAACACGGCCCAUGUCAACCCUAACCAAGGUUUGCCUCAAAACGCUCCCGACAGCCUCGAAAGCCUGCGGGCGGAGGUUCACCAGAUGUCAUCGCUCCUCGCAGCCGUCCUUCCGCAUCAAGAUUCCCCGGCCGCCUCCGCCCCACACGCGCCACGAUUUCUGCUUUUACCACUGGUCUUUCGGCGCCAGCGCACGCAACUGUCAACCUCCCUGUGCCUGGCCGGGAAACCGCCCAGGGAAUCGCUAGCGGCGACGUGCGGUUCCCCUCCCUCCCCCACGCCCAGUCGCCUCCUGUACAUAACCGACCCAGCUUCCAAACGCCGUUUUCUAGUCGACACCGGUGCUGAGGUCAGCCUACUACCUGCCACACGGGCAGAAAGACUGGGCCACCCACUCUAUCAUCUUGCUGCCGCAAACGGUACCGGAAUCCCUGUGUACGGCGAGCGCUCCCUCACACUUUCCCUAGGCCUUCGUCGUACCUUCAGAUGGAUUUUUCGCAUGGCAGGGAUCACCCACAACAUCCUGGGAGCAGAUUUCCUCCACCAUUUUGGCCUCCUCGUCGAUCUUCAUCGCAGAACGCUGUGUGACUCUACGACUCGCUUACACACCCGUACGCUCCGCUGUGUUCAGCAUCCUAUACCAGCUGCGCCCCAUCACAUGAUUUCCUCGCUCGAGACGCCUUUCGCUGACGUCGUGCACGAAUUUCCGUCACUCAUGAAGCCUCCCGACUGGACCCAACCCGUCGGUCAUGACGUCGUCCACCACAUACAAACUACAGGCCCUCCAGUGCACUUCCGUCCUCGACGGCUUGCCCCGGAGAAAUUCAAGAUCGCUCAGGCUGAAUUCGAACACAUGCUUGACAUCGGAAUCGCUCGCCCAUCCAAAAGCGAUUGGGCCACCCCGCUUCAUAUGGUUCCCAAAAAGACUGGGGAUUGGCGUCCGUGUGGCGACUAUAGGGCCCUCAACAGCAUUACGAAGCCCGACAGGUAUCCCCUACCAAUUAUCCAAGAUUUCACCAACAACCUGGCCGGGGCCACCUGUUUCAGCAAGAUCGACCUGGUAAAAGCUUACCAUCAGAUUCCUAUGGCCCCGGAAGACAUCCCCAAGACAGCAAUCGUUACACCAUUUGGACUCUACGAGUUCCUCAGGAUGCCGUUCGGACUCAAAAACGCAGCCCAAACCUUUCAGAGGUUUAUUGAUACCGUUCUACGAGGCCUCUGGUUCUACCCCGCUGGUUGUCUCUUUUCUUCCGGCCUGGAGACCCACAAACUAAACACGCGUGCAUGCG
This is a messenger RNA of Ornithodoros turicata, 2047 nucleotides long. RefSeq lists its product as uncharacterized. Gene Ontology annotation, biological process: proteolysis. The transcript is spliced from 2 exons. The record is from RefSeq and is a predicted model, not a curated record. The annotation marks the transcript as partial. Lineage: Eukaryota; Metazoa; Arthropoda; Arachnida; Ixodida; Argasidae. Gene Ontology annotation, molecular function: aspartic-type endopeptidase activity.